Molecule: messenger RNA, 1029 nt
Organism: Prorocentrum cordatum
Lineage: Eukaryota; Dinophyceae; Prorocentrales; Prorocentraceae
Source: the annotation of a GenBank genome assembly
AUGCUCGUCGUCUGCUACGCGAAGGUGGUCCUCACGGGGCCUGGGGAGGUGCCCGACUCCGUCGAGUGGAAGAUGGGCGAGAGCAUGGCGAGCAGCCUGAGGGGCACCAGAGAAGUGAAGACCAGCGGGCAGAAGCGGCACUGCAAGUGGUGCCUGAAAUACAAGCCGGACAGGUGCCACCACUGCCGCAUGUGCAAGGUCUGUGUCCUCAAGAUGGACCACCACUGCCCGUGGGUGGCGAACUGCAUCGGGUUCAGGAACCACAAAUACUUUUUUCUCCUGGUGAUCUACUCGGAGCUAAGCUGCCUCUUCAUCGCCCUCACGGUCCUAGGGUCGGUGGUGGCGUCUCUAGACCAGGAGAUGCCGACUGGGCACCGCUUCUUGCUGGCGUGGUGCGCCACUCUGUCCGUCGUCAUGGGGGUCCUCCUGGGCAUUUUCCUCUCUUUCCACAGCUGGCUCAUGCUGAGCGGGCUCACCACCAUCGAGUUCUGCGAAAAGGGCGCGACGGAGGGGCGCGACAGAUCAUGGACCACCCCCAGGAGGUCGCAGUGCCAGUCCUACGACAGGGGGCUCUGCACCAACGUCCUGGCGGUGCUGGGGCCGCGGCCCCUGCUAUGGCUGCUGCCCUGCUCCCCGCCCGCUGGCGACGGCGUCUCCUGGGGCGCCGCGCUGGCCGCCGCGCCCGCGCCGGCCGCCGCCCGGGCGACCGACGGCCCGGCGGCGCAGCUGCUGGACUCGGACGGCGCGGGGGGCCGGCACGACGUAGAGGAGGCCGAGCCGGAGGCGGAGGACUCCCGGGGGGGCCCUCGCAGACCUGGGGGACGCGGAGCGCGCGGCCCGGCUCGCAGGCGCGCUCCCGGGCGGCUCGCGGGCCAGCCACGCGCCGGACGGCGCACCCCAGGCGCUGCCCCCGCCGCCGGCCUCGAGCCCGCCCGACGGCACGAGGGGGGCCCCGCCCGCUGCGGCCCCGCCCGAGGCGCGGCGCCCCAGCGCGGAGGAGUGGCAGGAGGCCUCCGACGUGCUCCCUGA